Molecule: messenger RNA, 600 nt
Organism: Saccharomyces paradoxus
Lineage: Eukaryota; Fungi; Ascomycota; Saccharomycetes; Saccharomycetales; Saccharomycetaceae
Gene: RPL13A
Product: 60S ribosomal protein eL13
Exons: 2
Coding region: 1-600 (199 amino acids)
Biological process (GO): translation
Cellular component (GO): ribosome; cytosolic large ribosomal subunit
Molecular function (GO): structural constituent of ribosome; RNA binding
Source: RefSeq, a predicted model, not a curated record
AUGGCCAUUUCCAAGAAUUUACCAAUCUUAAAGAAUCAUUUCAGAAAGCACUGGCAAGAACGUGUUAAGGUGCACUUCGACCAAGCUGGUAAGAAGGUUUCUAGACGUAAUGCUAGAGCCACCAGAGCCGCCAAGAUUGCUCCAAGACCACUAGAUCUUUUGAGACCUGUUGUUAGAGCCCCAACUGUUAAGUACAACAGAAAGGUCAGAGCUGGUAGAGGUUUCACAUUGGCCGAAGUUAAAGCCGCUGGUUUGACUGCUGCUUAUGCCAGAACCAUCGGUAUUGCUGUUGACCACAGACGUCAAAACAGAAACCAAGAAAUCUUUGACGCUAACGUCCAAAGAUUGAAGGAAUACCAAUCCAAGAUUAUUGUUUUCCCAAGAAACGGUAAGGCCCCAGAAGCUGAACAAGUUUUGUCUGCUGCUGCUACUUUCCCAAUUGCUCAACCAACUACUGAUGUUGAAGCUAGAGCUGUCCAAGACAAUGGUGAAUCUGCUUUCAGAACCUUGAGAUUGGCCAGAUCCGAAAAGAGAUUCAGAGGUAUCAGAGAAAAGAGAGCUAGAGAAAAGGCUGAAGCUGAAGCUGAAAAGAAGAAAUAG